Messenger RNA from Angiostrongylus costaricensis, 225 nucleotides. NCBI's taxonomy places the organism in Eukaryota, Metazoa, Nematoda, Chromadorea, Rhabditida, Metastrongylidae. The record is from the annotation of a GenBank genome assembly.
GUGGCGUUUCGUGGCUCACUCCGUUAUUGUUCACUAGCUGUGCAUAAUCGACUUGAGCAGGUUUCAUUAUGGUUUAAGGGUCGUGUUGACGAUUUAUGGUCGUGGGCUUACAUGACAAUCGAAAUGCGUGAUCCACUUCCAUGGACAAAGGUAAAUCGUCCCGAAGCCGUUCAGGGUUUGAAGGAAGACACUCCUCUCGAAAAACUCUGUGGAACUACGGGGUAA